CAAGUUUUAUAUUAGAUUUAAAUUUGUACCGCAUGAUUUUGUUUUUUAAUUGUGUUUAUAAUUUAGUCGAACGUUAUGGAUUGCCCACCACUUGUGAAUUUAUUUAAUAAUCCUAAAAUAAUGUGGUAUCAAACGGAUACUACAAUUGUUAUUCGUAUUAUGUUACAAGAUGUAAAGGAUUAUUUUCUUAAAGUCGAAGUUGAUCAUUUACAAUUUAGCACCAUAUUAAACAACAAAGAAUAUUAUGUCAAUUUGUAUCUAUUUGGCAGUGUGGUACCAGAAAAAACGAUUCACGUUAAUUUGGAAAGAGAAAUUAAAAUCAUUCUUAUCAAGGCAUUUAAAUGGUUACCUUGGUUGAGAUUACAAUAUCAUAAAGAAAAAUCUCCUUAUAUUAUUCUCGAUACAGAACAUUUAUAUGAAACUAAUUAUAGUAUGGAUGAAAAUAGGCUUAUAAUGAUUGAUGAAAGCCCAAAGUUAGCUGAAAGUUUACGCAAGGAAAAUAUUCUGCCUGAGAUAGUUGAUGAUGAUAGUGAGUCUUCCGAUGGAUGGAUGGAUGAUAUAUUUUUAUAACACAUUUAUUUGCUAGUUAUAUAACAAAUUUUUAAUUAUUAUUUUUUUAAAUAUAACAUUAAUCACUUUAUAUUUGAAAAUGAUUUAUAAAGUAGAAUCCUAAUUUGUCGAUCUACAAUUUGGUUAGAACAAUUAAGUAAUAUUUCUAAGAGUAAAAAAUGUUCCUUCGUUUUUUUUUAAUAUUUUUAUUUUAUAAAAUUUUUGUUUUGUAUUACUUUCCCUUUUAUAGAUUUAAAUCAUUUUUCUACAAAAAACCUUUUUAUACAUAGUCCAUAUUUGUGUGAGUUACAGUGUGAAUUAAUAGCACAAUUUUUCUAUUACCUAUGUACGUGUAUUUAUUAAUGUACUAACUAUGCCGAUUGUGCCUUGUCUUUAGUGAUCUGAUAGGAACUAGUAUUUUAAUGUGGCUAAGUUGUUGAUAUUUUUAUGAAAUGUUUAUGUGAUAAUAAUUAUAUAAUAACGAAAGAGAAUCUCUGAAAUAACAGUAGGUGAAUUUUUUGUAAUAAAUAAUUUUAUUACUUAAGAUCAAGCGUAAAAUUAAAAGAACGUUCUUUAA
This is a messenger RNA of Polistes dominula (European paper wasp), 1126 nucleotides long. RefSeq names its product putative ATP-dependent RNA helicase TDRD12. Gene Ontology annotation, biological process: germ-line stem cell division. NCBI's taxonomy places the organism in Eukaryota, Metazoa, Arthropoda, Insecta, Hymenoptera, Vespidae. The record is from RefSeq and is a predicted model, not a curated record.